Molecule: messenger RNA, 810 nt
Organism: Rhinocladiella mackenziei CBS 650.93
Lineage: Eukaryota; Fungi; Ascomycota; Eurotiomycetes; Chaetothyriales; Herpotrichiellaceae
Exons: 1
Coding region: 1-810 (269 amino acids)
Source: RefSeq, a predicted model, not a curated record
AUGCAACCCGAGUGGGUUCCAGACGUACGUAUUGGAAUUGCUUCAAUCAUUUGGCAAACUGACCACCUCCCAUUAGCAUUUAAUCACAAUCAAUCCCAAGCUGCCGAACAAGAAUAUGACCGCCUGCGUGACCUAGCCCGACAAGAAGCCGCAAAACGCUCUUCUUGUUUCGCCAAAUCUCAACAAGCAUAUGCCAACGGUGAUGGAGCGGCAGCGCAUGCGCUAUCUGAAGAAGGAAAGGAACACGGUGCAAAGAUGGAACAAUACAACAAGCAGGCUUCCGAAUUCAUCUUCCGUGAAAACAAUGCUCAGGGACGGGUUCCCGCCGAUACUAUAGACCUCCACGGUCAGUUUGUCGAAGAAGCAGAAGACAUACUCGAGGAGCGGAUUCGAUAUGCCCAAAGCCAUGGACAGACCCAUCUGCAUGUGAUUGUAGGCAAAGGAAACCACAGCUCCGGUCACAUCCAGAAGAUCAAACCUCGCGUCGAGCAGGUUUGUCGGGAAUUGGGACUGCAGUAUCACACCGAGGCAAAUGACGGACGUAUUUAUGUCAAUCUGACCGGAGGUGCCGUUGAUAUGCAGAACGUCAACAACUGGGGCGGCUACCAAUCGCAGCCGGGCUACCAACCGUCGUACUCUGGACACCAACAGCAGCAUGAAUACUCACAUUCACAACAGCUCCAUCAACAGCAGCAUCAACACCACAGCCAAGGUCCCCAAGGCCAAGAACAGAACGAGGAAGUGGAAAAAUUGGUCAAGAAAUUCCUUCCCAGGGUCAUCAACAAGCUACUGCGCAUGUUCUGCCAUUAG